CAACUUAAUCCGGAUAUUGUACUGCGAGUGCACCCCACUUUAUAGCUCCAGAUACUUAAUCACGCCUUUUAUCGCGGAUUCCAUCCCCUAUUUAAACAGCUGAGGGUCCUAUACUUCACUGGACAAGCUCUCCUUCCCCACUAAAAACACAAACACUUUGGCAUUUUCCCUCGGAGCUCAGGUGAAAAUGUUGACCACUCAACUACUUCCAGUCGUCUUCUUUUCACUGGCUCUGGUAUUUCUAACUCCAGUAACUUUGGCCAUUUCUUCCUCCUCCGCCGUCCAAGACCCCGAUCUUGUCGUCCAAGAAGUUCACAGGACUAUCAAUGCAUCGGUGGAAAGGAGGAACCUACAGGGUUACUCAUCAUGCAGAACCGGAAACCCAAUCGACGACUGCUGGCGGUGCGAUCCUAACUGGGAAAACAACCGUCAGCGGUUAGCCGACUGCGGAAUUGGGUUCGGCAAGGACGCAAUCGGCGGCAAGAACGGCCGUAUCUACGUAGUCACGGACUCCGGCAACGACGACCCGGUCAACCCAAGACCCGGCACAUUAAGACACGCAGUCAUCCAAGACGAACCUUUAUGGAUCAUCUUCAAGAGAGACAUGGUGAUCCAGCUCAAACAAGAGCUGGUAAUGAACUCUUACAAGACCAUCGACGGAAGAGGAGCCAGCGUCCACAUAGCCGGCGGGCCCUGCAUCACCAUCCACUACGCCACCAACAUCAUCAUCCACGGGAUCAACAUCCACGACUGCAAGCAGGGCGGCAACGGCAACAUCAGGAACUCGCCGGAGCAUUCCGGUUGGUGGACUGUGUCCGACGGAGACGGCAUCUCGAUUUUCGCGUCCCAACAUGUCUGGGUUGACCAUUGUUCCCUAUCCAACUGUCACGAUGGACUUAUUGACGCCAUCCAUGGAUCCACCGCCAUAACCCUAUCUAACAAUUACUUUACUCACCACGAUAAAGUGAUGUUGUUGGGUCACAGCGAUUCUUAUACACAAGACAAAAACAUGCAAGUCACCAUUGCAUUCAAUCAUUUUGGUGAAGGUCUUGUCCAGAGGAUGCCAAGGUGUAGACACGGAUAUUUCCACGUAGUAAACAACGACUACACGCAUUGGGAAAUGUACGCGAUUGGUGGGAGUGCGAACCCUACCAUAUACAGUCAAGGCAACCGGUUUCUUGCACCCAAUACUAGGUUCAACAAAGAGGUGACGAAGCACGAGGAUGCAUCAGAGAGCGAAUGGAAACACUGGAAUUGGAGGUCGGAAGGCGACUUGAUGCUGAACGGCGCUUAUUUCCGGCAGUCCGGUGCCGGUGCAUCCUCCGCUCCUUAUGCCAGGGCUUCUAGCAUACGUGCUCGACCUUCUUCCCUGGUUGGUUCCAUCACCGUGACAGCCGGUGCAUUGACCUGCCGGAAGGGCUCCCGUUGCUAAUCAUUACGUACCAAAUAGAUAGCCGGGAGAUGGUUUUAAUCAAAAGAGGAACGAUAAAAUGGUGUUUUCUUUUUCUUUUUUUGGGCCUUUGUAAUAGUUGUCAAAGUGACGAAAGAGGCAAUGAUCACAAUUACUCUUUACGUAAUUAGAUGUUAUCGUGCCCGUCUAUCACAUUAAUACUUUAUUUUCCUCAGUUUGUUUCACUUUUUUGGCUUUAAUGACAAAGUGUAGUCUAUGCUUGAAGCAGCAUUAUUAUGCAUUGAGCUACUUACUCCAGUUCAAGAAAAAAAGCAAAGUUGAUGAAUUGUUGACUUCCGGGGAAAAAAAAAAGUGCUACUAUCUCCCACUACGUCAAGAAACGUGCGUUUUCCCUUGAUUUCCUGUUGACCGAUUCGUCAUGUCCAGAUUUUCGGGAACUUCUUUUCUCUUUUU
Molecule: messenger RNA, 1864 nt
Organism: Oldenlandia corymbosa var. corymbosa
Lineage: Eukaryota; Viridiplantae; Streptophyta; Magnoliopsida; Gentianales; Rubiaceae
Source: the annotation of a GenBank genome assembly